AUGUUGUUCCGUGGCUGCGCUGGCUAUCAAGCGCUGAAUGACUAUUUUCCAUUUGCCAACCAGUGGUAUAUUUUCAUUGUCGAUCAGGUGGCAGGCUGCCUCACAUUUGCUUUCCAAGCGCUGACGAUCUACAAGUAUCGUAAGCAAAACGACGGCCAAAGUUCCAAAGGCGAAAGGGUGCUGCUAAUUACGCUUUUUUUCGCAACGUUUGAAGACCUUUUCGCAAAUGAUAUAUCUCUAAUUGUGACGAUAUUUCUGCUACCGACCACUAGAGCGAAUAUGCUCUACAUCAUCAUGGCGCUAUUAUCGUUUUCUAGGCAGAUAAUGGCCAAUCUGGGCGUAGGG
Messenger RNA from Mesorhabditis spiculigera, 345 nucleotides. The record is from the annotation of a GenBank genome assembly. Lineage: Eukaryota; Metazoa; Nematoda; Chromadorea; Rhabditida; Rhabditidae.